This is a messenger RNA of Daphnia magna, 955 nucleotides long. It is a transcript of the gene Glo1, whose product is annotated as lactoylglutathione lyase. The transcript is spliced from 7 exons. The coding region runs from base 245 to 778 and encodes 177 amino acids. The record is from RefSeq and is a predicted model, not a curated record. Gene Ontology annotation, molecular function: metal ion binding; lactoylglutathione lyase activity. NCBI's taxonomy places the organism in Eukaryota, Metazoa, Arthropoda, Branchiopoda, Diplostraca, Daphniidae.
CCGUAGUCUGAAUAGAAAUUUUGGAAUCGAUAUCGCGCAAGCGAUUCAACAGCUACAUCAAUAAUCGUUUUCGCAACGUCAACGUAAGGUCAAGGUCAACAUUCAGGGCACAGAUUCAGCGGCGUGAAACAGGCAAACAGCAGUCGAUUUAUAUUUUUGACUUGUCUGGAAAACCGAUUUUGUCCAAGGAGAUUUGAGUCCCUUCUUCAACGAAAGAGAGUAAAUCUACUUCCAUUGGAAAAGAAUGGCGGAAUGUAAACCUCUGAGUCCUGAGGAAGUGAGUGCAGCCUGUGCACAGGCUUCACCUGACACCAAAGACUUUCUUUUUCAACAAACAAUGUAUCGAAUUAAAGAUCCUAAAGCCAGCCUAGAUUUUUAUACCAGAAUACUGGGCAUGUGCUUACUGAAACAAUUUCACUUUGAUGAAAUGAAAUUCUCAUUGUUUUUUAUGGGAUAUGAAAACCCAAAUGAUAUACCUGGGGAUGAGAAAGAUAGAGCUAAGUGGGCUUUAUCUAGAAAAGCAACUUUAGAGCUCACACAUAACUGGGGAACUGAAUCUGAUCCAGAAUUCAAGUAUCAUACUGGAAAUUCUGAACCUAAGGGAUUUGGCCACAUUGGAAUAAUGGUACCAGAUGUUGAUGCUGCAUGUGAAAGAUUUGCAAGUCUUGGGGUCCAAUUUGUCAAAAAACCUAAUGAUGGUAAAAUGAAGGGCAUUGCUUUCAUCAAGGACCCUGAUGGCUAUUGGAUUGAGAUAUUUAAUAAUAACCUUGAUAUCUGAAUAACUCUCAGCUUUAAGCUGUGGAAACACAGUAAAUUAUAUAUCGCGGUUGGUUAUUGUGUGAGGAUCCAUGUAUUUAAAGAAUAUUGAAAUGACCAGCAUGCAACUGAUUUUGUAUUUCUUAUAUGUCUUAAUGAAACUCUAUAUGAUAGGCGGAAAAUAGAAUUUAGAAAGGGA